GAGGGCGGACCGCAUGCGCGGCGGCCGCAACAAGUUUGGCCCCAUGUACAAGCGCGACCGGGCCCUCAAGCAGCAGAAGAAAGCGAUGAUCCGCGCCAACGGCCUGAAGAUCGAGUCCAUGACCCAGGUGAUGCAGGCGGUGCCCACCGACCUCACCAUCUCCUCGGCCAUCCAGAACAUCCACCAGGCCGCCUCCAAGGGCCUGCUGCUCAGCCACCACGGCCACCCGCACCACGCCGCCCUGCCCCACACAGACUACGAUCGCAGCCCCUUCGUCACGUCUCCCAUCAGCAUGGCCAUGCCCCCCCACACUGGUUCCCUCCAGGGCUACCAGGCGGCCUACGGCCACUUCCAGAGCAGCCGCACCAUCAAGUCAGAGUACCCGGACCCGUACACCAGCUCGCCCGAGUCCAUCAUGGGUUACAACCCGUACAUGGACGUGUACCAGACGGGCUCGCCGCCCAGCUUCCCGCACCUCAUCGUGGAGCUGCUGAAGUGCGAGCCUGACGAGCCUCAGGUUCAGACCAAGAUCCUGGCCUACCUGCAGCAGGAGCAGGCCAGCCGGGGGAAACACGACAAACUCAACACGUUCGGCCUAAUGUGCAAGAUGGCCGACCAGACGCUGUUCUCCAUCGUGGAGUGGGCCCGGAGCAGCAUCUUCUUCCGCGAGCUCAAGGUGGACGACCAAAUGAAGCUCCUCCAGAACUGUUGGAGCGAGCUCCUCAUCCUCGACCACAUUUUCCGUCAGGUGAUGCAUGCCAAAGAGGGCUCCAUCCUAUUGGUCACCGGCCAACAGGUAAGUCACCUGACUCCCCAAAACCCCGCCUGCCCGGGCCCCUCCCCUUCUCCCCACACCCUCCCCCUAGACCUCAUCAGACACUCAGCACGUGCACAUCAACACCCUUUAAAACGCUAUCGACCACACCGGCUCCCCGCGCAGUCACCGCUCCAUUAAAAAUAGAUUACGCUU
Salvelinus namaycush (lake trout) is the source of this 970-nucleotide messenger RNA. RefSeq names its product nuclear receptor subfamily 5 group A member 2-like. Gene Ontology annotation, biological process: regulation of transcription by RNA polymerase II; tissue development; hormone-mediated signaling pathway. The coding region runs from base 14 to 955 and encodes 313 amino acids. Gene Ontology annotation, cellular component: RNA polymerase II transcription regulator complex. The record is from RefSeq and is a predicted model, not a curated record. Gene Ontology annotation, molecular function: RNA polymerase II cis-regulatory region sequence-specific DNA binding; nuclear receptor activity. Lineage: Eukaryota; Metazoa; Chordata; Actinopteri; Salmoniformes; Salmonidae. The transcript has 2 exons.